GUAUAAUUUGAUUUUAAAACUUUAAUUGAUUUGUGACAGUUGCAUAGCACACGUACAUGAAUGGGUUCCACAGCCAUGCGUCACUUUCCCACUACCCUACAACUGCGUCCGACCGCACCCGCGCCACCGUCAGCCUCACUGAUUUACGGUGAUAGCCGAAGUUGCCAACGCCGCCCUUACACUAUCUCCUCUUACCCUAGCGGCGAUGUAAACCACACGACUGAUAUGAUUCAGACGUCGAAGAAAUGACCAAAACUGAGUAGGUAUUGAAGCAUGAGAAAGGUCAAGCCUCAAUUACCCCUCUCUCCGCCGUCACUUGCCACCAACUCCACCAAGUCCUACAAUGCUCUGAUCAACCGUCACUCAAUCGCCGGUUCUCACCGCGAAGUCCUCCUCCUCUACUUCUCCAUGCUCAAAACGAACAUUAUGCCGGACCCCUACACAUACCCAAGUAUGCUCAAAGCUUGUACUUCUCUAAACCUCUUCUCACAUGGCCUUUCUUUCCACCAACAUUCCAUCGUGAAUGGGUACUCCUCUGAUGCCUACAUUGCUGCUUCCUUGAUUAACCUUUACGCCAAAUUUGGGUACACCGAUGUUGCCAGCAAAGUGUUUGAUAAUAUGCCUGAGAGAAAUGUUGUUCCCUGGACUGCAAUUAUCGGGUGUUAUGCUCGAUCAGGGAAGGUAAAUACCACGUUUCAAAUGUAUAAGCAGAUGCAGUGUGAAGGAAUUAAGCCAAGUUCAGUCACCAUAUUAGCCAUGCUUUCAGGCGUUUCAGAAUAUACCCACGUCCAGUCUCUUCAUGCUUCUGCAAUCCAAUACGGGUUUGCUUGUGAUUUAUCUUUAGCCAAUUGCUUACUAAGUUUAUAUGGGAAAUAUGGAAGUGUCACUGAUGCUAAGAACUUGUUUGAAUCAAUGGCUAAUCGAGAUAUUGUCUCUUGGAAUUCUUUAGUUUCUGCUUAUGCUUUGAUUGAUGAUAUUAGAGAAAUCUCACAACUUUUGUCUAGAAUGCUUGUUAGUGGAUUGAACCCUGAUCAACAGACGUUUGGGUCAUUAGUUUCUGCUGCUACAAGACAAGGUAACCUCAGAAUCGGGAAACUGGUGCAUGGGAAAAUAGUCAUCAGUGGUUUUGAAAUGGAUUUCCAAGUUAAAACAUUACUUAUAACCAUGUAUCUUAAGUUUAGAGACGUAACAAACGCCUACCAAAUAUUCGAAUCAACUCCAAAUAAAGACAUGAUUUUAUGGACUUCAAUGAUCUCUGGGCUUUUAUGGAAUGAACGUCCAGAUAAGUCAUUGGAACUGUUCCAUAAGAUGUUAAUUUCACAGGUAAUGCCAUCCACCACAACCAUAUCAUGUGCUCUUGCAGCAUGUGCUCAAUUGGGGUCUUUACUUCUAGGAACCUCAAUCCAUGGGUAUAUAUUAAGGAAAAAGAUUAUUCUAGACAUCCCUACUCAAAAUUCUCUCAUUACAAUGUACGCGAAAUGUGGGAGACUAAAUCAAAGUUGUGCCCUUUUCGAUACAAUGAACCAUAAAGAUGUUGUCACAUGGAAUGCCAUGGUUGCAGGGUAUGCACAAAAUGGUGAAUUAUCUAAAGCGUUGUACAUCUUUAACAAAAUGCGAGAAUCUUUUGAGAGACCCAAUGAGGUAACAGUUGUAUCUCUUCUCCAAGCUUGUGCCUCCAUUGGAGCUUAUCAUCAAGGAAAAUGGAUACACAAUUUUGUUGUGAGAAACUGUCUUGGUGGGACCCGGUCCCUCUUAAUCGACACAGCUUUGGUUGAUAUGUAUUUCAAAUGUGGAAACAUGAAGAAUGCUAGAGAGUGUUUCGAUAGAAUGUCACAACAUGAUGUGGUGUCAUGGAGCAUAGUGAUUGGUGGGUAUGGUAGUCAUGGUGAAGGGGAGAAUGCUUUGAAAAUGUUCUCAGAGUGUUUGGAAACGGGGAUCGAACCAAAUCAUGUUACUUUUUUAUCGGUUCUUUAUGCUUGUAGUCACAAUGGGCUUGUGAAGGAAGGUGUUAGGCUCUUCGAGACUAUGACAAAUCGUUUCAAGAUGGAACCAAAACUUGAACAUUGUGCUUGUGUUGUUGAUCUUUUGUGUCGAGCGGGUAGGGUAGAAGAUGCAUAUGAUUUCUAUAAGAAGAUGUUUAAAUGGCCGGCUGUUGAUGUUUUAGGGAUUCUUCUUGAUGGGUGUAGGAUUAAAGGUAAUAAGGUGCUUGGAGAUGUUAUUGCACGUGAUAUAAGAAGUUUAAACCCUGAAGAUCCUGGGAAUUUGGUGCAGUUGGUUCAUAAUUAUGCUUCGAGUGGUGGGUGGGAUGGUGUGGGUGAAGCGUGGAUUCAGAUGAGGGGUCUUGGAUUGAAAAAGAUUCCUGGUUGGAGUUUUAUCGAGUUAAAUGGGAAUAUUACGACUUUUUAUAAGGAUCAUACUUCACAUCCUGAAUAUCAUGAGAUAGUAAUGUGUUUGAAAGCCAUGGGCAUGCAUAUUAAACCACGAAAAUCAGCAACGGAUAGUUUAAAAUAUUAUGAGGAUGAUUGCAUGUAGUGGCAACUGAACUUCUAACAAUAUUUUUCAUUAUCAACAUCGCAGAAAAGAUCCUCUGACUGUAAUCAAUUUGGGAAGCACCAUCAUGUCACACAAAAACACCAUUGACAUCUAGAAAUAAUUUUUUUGACAAAAAGUAUUUGUUUUACGUUACGAUACAUGUACAAAGCUAUUUUUUAUGAAAGGAGAGACGACCGAAAAGCUUCAUUCACACUCACACGGUAUCUCUAACAAAUGAAGAAAACUAUUUUAAACAUGUUCUUCUCUUUCACCUGGUCUCAGGUGUCUUGACUGCAGGCACCUCAUCAGCAUAACCAGACAUGUCAAUAUCCACAAGUGAUAGGUCAAAGGGUAUUAUUGACGGGGACUCGGAGACAUCCACUAGCAGCGAUGAUGAAGGAGUCGGUACCUUUUCUUUAGUCGGACUUCCAAUUUCCGGGGUUGUAUGUCCUGAAUUGGAAUUUGACAUACUUGAAACUGAUAGCUGUAUGUCACUUAACUUCCCUCCUGGAAGGUCCUUGCUUUUCCUAAUCGUGUCCAUCUCUGAC
Messenger RNA from Lactuca sativa (garden lettuce), 3080 nucleotides. Its product is annotated as Tetratricopeptide repeat (TPR)-like superfamily protein. The record is from RefSeq and is a predicted model, not a curated record. Gene Ontology annotation, biological process: RNA modification. Gene Ontology annotation, molecular function: RNA binding; protein binding. NCBI's taxonomy places the organism in Eukaryota, Viridiplantae, Streptophyta, Magnoliopsida, Asterales, Asteraceae. Gene Ontology annotation, cellular component: intracellular membrane-bounded organelle.